AUGGAAAAGAUAGGGCUACCCUCUUCACAAGGAUUCAUAGUGACAGGACAAGAGGGGAGGGACACAAGCUACUCCAAGGAAAACUCUAACCGGAAAGAAAGAAAUAUUGAUUCUGAGGACAGCAACACAUUGGAGAAGGUUGCCCAGAAAAAUGACAGAAUCUGUUACUGGAAAUAUCAAAGUCUCAACUUGACAGGACCCUGGAUAACUUCUGUCACAGCUACACCUAAAAAACCACAAGAAAGGAAACUGGAUGAGCUCGAAGUGGGAAUCAGAACAGUGGCUGUUACUGUUCCACAUCAGAAAUCUGGACUGAAUCUUCCACCAGGGGAAGAGCAAGCAGAGCGGAAUGAAAGUGUCAUCAUCUUGUUGGCACACAGAGCACACGGCUGCCCUGACAAAUGCCUCUGCCACACAGCCUCAAAGACUGCAGACUGCAAGAACAGAGGGUUCACCGAAAUUCCUGCCCGUUUACCUCCUGAAACUCAGAUACUACAGCUGCAGAACAACCGUAUCUGGAGAAUCAACCAAAAUGCAUUCACUGCAACGCCGUUACUCAAAAUCUUAGACUUGUCUAAUAAUACCCUCUCAAGCGUGGCACCUGGCGCUUUCCAAAAACUAAGGUAUCUACAGGUUUUAAACCUAACCAGAAAUUUGAUUCAUUAUAUAGAAAACAAGACUUUCAGUUUCCUCCCACACCUAAAAGAACUGGACUUAUCAUCCAACAGCAUUAUUCGCUUGCCCGAGACAUUUGGAAACAGCACAGGGAAUAUAACAUUGCUCUCUGUGAAGCAUAACAAACUGCAGAAAAUGGAAAGAAUUCUGCUGGAGUCACUUCCAAACCUGAAAGUGGUUCUCUUCAAAGAUAAUCCCUGGCAAUGCAAUUGUAAUAUCUUUGGCCUCAAACUGUGGCUGGAGAGUUUUCUAUACAGAGGAGGAAUAAGCGAUGGCAUUAUCUGCUCAGCGCCAGGGAUCCGGAAGGGGAAGGACCUCCUCAAAGUUCCCUACGAGCUCUUUGGGGCUUGUCCUCUGAGGACAGCCCACGCGCACCCGGCCGGGAGCCACCACCACGGCUUCGAGCACCGCGGCUCGCCCAAGCACGGCCACCACGGCGAGCUCGGCGACGGCGGCCGUGCCAGCUGCGAGCCCAAGCCCAAGCCCAGGCCCGCCAGCCUGCGCCACGCCAUCGCCACCGUCGUCAUCACCGGCGUGGUGUGCGGCAUCGUGUGCCUGAUGAUGCUGGCAGCUGCUGUUUAUGGCUGCGCUUACGCCGCGAUUACGGCCAAGUGCCACAAAGCCCGUUUGGCCCCGGUCCGGCAGCACGGGACUCCCAAGGAAAAAGAGCUGUUAGAGAGCUCCUCGGCUUGA
Messenger RNA from Hirundo rustica (Barn swallow), 1368 nucleotides. It is a transcript of the gene LRTM1, whose product is annotated as leucine rich repeats and transmembrane domains 1. The record is from RefSeq and is a predicted model, not a curated record. Gene Ontology annotation, cellular component: plasma membrane. Bases 1 to 1368 code for a protein of 455 amino acids. Gene Ontology annotation, molecular function: protein binding. Lineage: Eukaryota; Metazoa; Chordata; Aves; Passeriformes; Hirundinidae. The transcript has 4 exons.